AUGAUCACGCCAAAUAUCGUUGGCCGUUCAUUCGGUUAUGUUGACCCUACUUUCCCCAAUCCCAACGGCAAAAAUGACACCAGCAUCAUAAUUUAUGGCUACACGCCCUCCAUCGGGCUUGCAGCCUUUGCUGCGGCAUGGUUCUUCGUUCACCUCAUCGGGCAUACCACGCAAAAUCUUACGACUCACAGCUGGUGGUGGAUGACAUUCUCCACGGGCUUAAUUUUCGAGAUCAUUGGAUACAUUGCGCGAUCGCUAUCAGCCGAAAAGGACCCAUACAACCUAAUUUACUUUGUCCUUCAAUACUUCUUCAUCGUCACUGCCCCGGUAUUCCUCGCUGCUGGUAUAUACACGAUUCUUUCGGCACUUAUCUCCCGACUGGGUAAUCAAUACUCAUUUCUUAAGCCGAAGGUCAUCUUGGGAUUCUUCAUUACUUCAGAUGCGGUCUCAACGAUCGUCCAGAUCGCAGGCGCCUGUCUGGUCGGUGUGAAAGAGUCUCGAAGAGAAGACCCGACAACGGCGAACCACAUCCUGCUGGCAGGUCUCGCUUAUCAGGUCUUUGCGAUGAGCAUUUUUGUCGUCUUGAUGGCAACAUUCCAAUUCCGAGCUCGACGUACCAUCAAGGAGCACGGCUAUCAACUCUUCUGCUUCGCCUUUUCCGUUGCGACAAUUAUGGUCUAUCUGAGAACGGUCUUCCGUCUCGCAGAGACAGCUGAGGGUCUAGGUGGAAAGUUGUCAACCAAUGAGGUAUAUUUUGCGUGCCUCGAGUUCGCGCCUAUCGCGCUCGUCGUCCUUCUGCUUGGUAUUUUCCAUCCAGGUCGUUGUCUCGGCGCGAAGGUGCGCGUUAGUGACGAGAAAGUACACAGGCAUCAUGAUAUGAACACUUCUGCUGCUCAUCUUCGUGUAUAG
Messenger RNA from Penicillium atrosanguineum, 909 nucleotides. Its product is annotated as RTA1 domain-containing protein. The coding region runs from base 1 to 909 and encodes 302 amino acids. The transcript has 2 exons. The record is from RefSeq and is a predicted model, not a curated record. Gene Ontology annotation, cellular component: membrane. Lineage: Eukaryota; Fungi; Ascomycota; Eurotiomycetes; Eurotiales; Aspergillaceae.